CCCUUUCAACGCAAAGUAAAGAGAUGAUGCUUUUCUUCUUCGUCUUUUCCCAGACUGCCCCUUGUGCCGCACUGAAAAUUUGAGUAUUACCAGUUCACCGUCUUCUCCCUACUCACUCAAUACGUUCUUCGGCCCGAAUACAACAGACCCUGUGGUUGUAGCCCGUUGGGACUCACCCCUCGAUUCUGUACAGCCAUACUACUACUACACCAUGCACACUGAGACGGCCGCAUCCGUCGAUUUGCAAUCGGAUGGUUAAAGAUACCUGCUGUGCCAAAUCAAGGAACUGGAUGAAAUGUAGUCAUCUCAUCCGCCAACCCAACCGUCGCGCCGCCGCCGCUAGGUAUCACAUUCGACAUGCCCUGUUCAUCAUCAAUCGCUCCAUUCAUCCUGCUCUCGUAUCGUCACCGCCCGCACGCUCCCCCCCAAGGAUCCCUUUCCCCGUCUGGCAGCUCACAAAUCCGGCAAGUAUGCAACCGUACAGCUUGGGCAUACUCCCACUUUGGCUGCCGCUCGGGCGAACGACGAUCAACUCGGGAAAAAAAGGAGAAGUGGGGAUCUCGACCUUGGAAUGAAAUCAUGCGGAGGAACAGCCGCCCACGUGAGCCCAUCACUCCCGCGCGCGUCCGGCUACCCAACCAUCUGAGCAGAGGCUUCAUCGGAUAUCCACCACGUCAGGGACCCCAUGAUCGAUGCCCAUCUACACUAGUAGUAGGUAUCCAUCCCAUUUGCAUUGCAGACGACAUCGAGCAGGUCCCCAAACGGCAAUCAGAGGCCGAGCUGCCCCGAGAGAGCCUCGUCGCACGGGAUAGUCCAACGCAGCAAUGCUCACACCGAUUCGCCCUCGUCGCAGACACUUUGACCCAGAAACGCAAAUCCAAAACCCACGUGCUGCCUGCAUCGGUUGAGCUUGGGCCUCGUCUUAGCGUAUGUACAUGCACAGCACCAUGCAUUGCCCCCCGCCGUACGUGAUGGCGUCGUCUAAACAAGUAAAGUAGAGAUGUCCUGUCUCGGUCACUGUCAAACUCAAACCCCGGGUGGCUUGCUUGUUGCUGUCACCGGCGACUUGCUGCUGUUCGUCACUCCAAACCCAGCCAGAGUCCGCUUCAUGUUGUAAAGCACAAUGUCGAUCCCACAGAGACGCAAUCUUUUCCCCCGAUCCCGGCGACAGCUAGAUACAGCGGCCCUCGAGCACCAGCUUGGCGG
Molecule: messenger RNA, 1206 nt
Organism: Colletotrichum navitas
Lineage: Eukaryota; Fungi; Ascomycota; Sordariomycetes; Glomerellales; Glomerellaceae
Exons: 2
Coding region: 358-972 (204 amino acids)
Source: RefSeq, a predicted model, not a curated record